Stegodyphus dumicola is the source of this 992-nucleotide messenger RNA. RefSeq names its product lachesin-like. Gene Ontology annotation, cellular component: neuron projection. Lineage: Eukaryota; Metazoa; Arthropoda; Arachnida; Araneae; Eresidae. The record is from RefSeq and is a predicted model, not a curated record.
UUACCCAUCAGGUGGCGUGGUUGCGAGUUGAGACGAAGACUAUCCUUACAAUCCAUCGUCAUGUGAUAUCUCGUAACUAUAGGAUCACCUUAAGCCACAGCGACAACAGAAACUGGGUUUUACACAUCAACAACGUGCAAGAAGCAGACCGCGGCGGGUAUAUGUGCCAAGUAAAUACAGUCCCAAUGCUGAGUCAGAUAGGCUAUUUGGACGUGGUUGUGCCUCCAGAUAUCAUCGACACCGAAUCUAGUUCCGAUGUUCUUUCUCGAGAGGGUGCUGACGUAACAAUGGUGUGUAGAGCUAAAGGUUACCCGGCACCGACUCUGACAUGGAGAAGAGAAGACCAUCAGCCUGUUGCAGCUGGAAACUGGCAAGCGAAUAAUUUACAAGAUACAUCAUUUACAGAAGAUGAGAAAUCCAUGAAAAAUAAUACUGUCCAUUAUGGCGAAACAUUAACUAUUCAUAAAGUGAGUCGGCUUCAUAUGGGAGCUUACCUCUGUAUAGCAUCUAAUGGCGUGCCUCCAUCUGUUAGCCGUCGAAUUAUGCUUCAAGUAAAUUUUCCUCCAAUGAUAUGGAUUCCGAACCAGCUUGUCGGUGCUCCAGUGGGUGGUAAAGUCACCGUCGACUGUCACACCGAGGCUUAUCCGAAGUCCAUAAAUUAUUGGACAAAAGAGGAAGGCGAGAUGAUCAUCCAGAGCACAAAAUAUGACGUUGUACAUAAAGUUAACACGUACAAAGUUCAUAUGAUUCUAACGAUCAGAAAUCUAGUUCAUGAAGACUUUGGGACCUACCGGUGCUAUGCUAAGAAUUCACUAGGAUCCACAGAAGGCUCUAUACGAUUAUAUGAAAUCCAUGUUCCUCAGUUAUUCAAAGAGCCUUCCACAGCUAAAAUUCAGAGCCUUGAUGGAACUUCAGUCUUUGCUGCAAUAGCUCCAGGUUUGUUUCGCUUUCAAAGUUCAUCUAUGCCUUUAGUUUUUGCUUCUUUACUUUAG